AUGAUCGGAAUGAAUAUUCCACUGGGAUUGGGAUCAUCCACUCUCGAUAAUCAUCAUCACCUUAAUGUUGGUGUGUUGUGUGCGAAUGGUGAUGAUGAGUUGUUAUUAUCAAGUGCAAUGAGAGAUGUUUUGGUGGCUUCGAAAAUGGUUGGAAGAAAUGGAAGAGUUUCAUUGUUGGUACUGAGUGAAAAUAGAGAAAAGUUGUAUAGAAUGGGAGGUUUGGAGAGCGAGGAAGAGUUGAUUAAGGUAAUGGAUGAAUUGUUGAAGGACUUGUCAUUUAGUCCAAUUGACUUUACUUAUUUAGGAAAACAGCAUGAGCUGAAAGUGGAAUUGGAGAAGAAAGAAUCCUUUGAUGUAAUGAUUGGUAAUUUCCCUGGAUUCCAAUUGAGAGAGAAGAGAAAAAUGUUUGAGCUUUCAUUUGGAUUACUUAAAAAGGGAGGUGAAUUUUACUAUCAGGAUAUUUAUACCGAUAGAAGAUUGGACAAUUUGCAAAUUUCCGUCUUGCAAAACUCUGUCCACAGAUCCUUGAUUGCGCCUUCACAAAAGAGUCUCAUCAAUUUGUUUUCACAUGCCAUGUACAUUAAUGACUUUAUUAGAUUUGUGAAAAAGUCUGGAUUUGAAGAUCCAAGAGAAUUGAGUCGUUCCUCAAUGAUUUCCAUAUCGAUGGUACCACCAAAAGGUGAGGAGGAUAUGCAAGAUUUAUUUUCAGAGCUCUCGUCAUUCACUUCCACAUACAGAUUAUUCAAGUUAUUCGAUUUUGAACCAUUAUGUGAAGAUUAUGGACAAGUUGCUUAUUAUAAGGGAAGUAUUAAGGGCUAUCCACAAAGUUACCAAUUGGAUGGUACUCACAAAUUUGAAGCCCACAAACCAGUUCUAGUUUGUGGAAAUACUGCCUCAGUUCUUUCAGAUACUUGGUUGGGAAAUCACUUUAAUGUCGUUGGAAACCGUUCGAUUCACUUUGGGCUAAAAUCAAAAGGAGCUGCUCCAUCAAUGGCAACUUCUGGAGGCGGAAGUGGCUCAUCAUCCUGUGGUCCAUGUGGUGGAGGAGCUACAGGAGUUGCUUCAUCUUGUUCUAGUUCAAUAUCUUCAAGCGGAGUUUGUUUCUCAAAGAAAGUUUCAUUGAACGUUAAUGCAGAUAAUGUCAAGUUGACUCAAUUAGCUUCUGGAUUGGGAUGUGGAUGUAAGAUUAAUUCUCGAUUACUAGACAGUAUUUUACAGAAAUUGCCAAAACAACCAGAAAAUAAUUCAGUUCUGGUUGGAAAUUCAACCUGUGACGAUGCAGCAGUUUACAAAAUCAAUGAUCACGUUGCUAUUGUAAGCACCAUUGACUUUUUCGCUCCAAUUGUGGACAACCCUUACGAUUUUGGAGCUAUUGCUUGUGCUAAUGCCUUAAGUGAUGUCUAUGCAAUGGGUGGUAAACCACAAACAGCUCUCAGUGUUGUUGCCUUCCCAUCCAGAACUCUCCCAAUCGAAAUUCUCCAAGAAAUCUUGAGAGGUUCCAUCGAUAAAGCCAAUGAAGCUGGAGUUGCCAUUGUUGGUGGUCAUUCCAUCGAUGAUGAGGAACCUAAAUUCGGCAUGAGUGUAAAUGGCAUUAUUCAUCCUGACAAGAUUUUCAGAAAUGUUGGAUGUGAAGAAGGAGAUUUAUUAUUCCUCACCAAGAGAAUUGGAACAGGUGUCAUUACAUCUGCAAUGAAAUUGGGUAAUGUUCCAUAUGAAUCUGAAACAGCUCAAUCUGCAAUCAAUUCUAUGAAGACUUUGAAUAGAGAUACUUCGUAUGUGUUGAGAGAAAUGAAAUCUGUCUCUUCUUGCACUGAUGUGACAGGUUUUGGAUUACUAGGACAUUUGAAGGAAAUUAUGAAAGGAAGUAGAGAAAUCUGUGAGGAAAAUAAGGAUUUGGUAGCUCAAUUGAAUGCAAAGCAAAUUCCUCUUUUGGAUUCUUCUUGUCUAUCCUUAAUGAGAAUUGUUAUUCCUGGAGGAACCAAAACUAAUUUGGAAAAUGUUCAACAAUUCGUUGAAUUCGCCUCAACUCUAUCAAAGGAAGAACAAUUAAUUUUGGCAGAUGCUCAAACAAGUGGUGGCUUGCUGUUUACCAUUUCUCCUGAUGAGGAAGAAAAGCUGGUCAAUUCGUUCAAGGAAAAGAAUUUGAAUUUGUGGAAAAUUGGUGAAAUUGUGAAAAAACCAAACUCUGUCCUCAUUCAAGUUUUGGAUCAAUAA
Molecule: messenger RNA, 2214 nt
Organism: Naegleria gruberi
Lineage: Eukaryota; Heterolobosea; Eutetramitea; Acrasida; Naegleriidae
Exons: 1
Coding region: 1-2214 (737 amino acids)
Biological process (GO): L-selenocysteine biosynthetic process
Cellular component (GO): cytoplasm
Molecular function (GO): selenide, water dikinase activity; ATP binding
Source: RefSeq, a predicted model, not a curated record